AUGAAGGUCUUUGGGGCAUUUGCAUUGGCCACCCUCGUCUGCAGAAGUGCUGGGCGUCCAGAAAAACGGGUGCUACUCGCGAGAUCUGAAGGGACUGGGAAGCAUGUUAAGCGUCAAUCAGAUGGUCGAUGCGGAACUGGCUUUGACACCGUCUGCGCUGAGGAUGAGUGUUGCUCAAAUUCCGGCUGGUGUGGAACUGGAUACCUCUACUGCUCGGCUCCAGCGUGUCAGAUUGAGUACGGUCCAGCCUGCGAUGCAAAUGUGCGUCCCAAUGGCCCCGACACUAUCAAUAUCGCUCGACCCAAGAUUGGAGACAUUCCUUACGGUGAAGCCAUCAAUCGGUGUAGUCGAAAUGGCGAUAUUGCGUUGACGUACGAUGAUGGGCCGUUCACGUACACAGAAGAUCUGCUCGAUCUCCUCCAGGAAUACAACGCUAAAGCGACCUUCUACAUCACUGGAAGAAACCUCGGCAAAGGAGCUAUCAACGACCCAGACACAGCAUGGCCUGCUCUCAUUAGACGAAUGAUCAGAGACGGCCACCAGAUCGCCAGUCAUACAUGGUCUCAUCAACGCCUCACGACGUUGAGCAGGUCCAAGUUCUGGAACCAGAUAAUCUACAAUGAGAUUGCUCUCGCCGACAUCUUGGGAUACUUUCCAACGUACAUGCGACCGCCGUACUCGGCCAGCAAUGAAGAUACCAAUGCUUGGCUUGAUGAGCUUGGCUAUCACAUUACCUACUUUAACCUCGACACUGAGGGAUACCUCCAUGAUAGUCCCAACAUGAUUGCUGCGUCCAAGGCCAUCUGGGAUAAUACUGUCGAGGGCAAAGACCCCGAAACCAAUAGGUGGCUACACAUCGAUCACGACCCCGUCUACCAGACAGUCUACAACCUCACCGAGCACAUGCUGCAAUCCAUCCAAAGCAACGGCUUCAGAGCUGUCACAGUAGGCGAGUGUCUCCAAGACCCAAAAGACAACUGGUACCGCAAGGUAGGCAAUCAACCGACGAGCAAUGACCCCAGCUCAGAGCUCCUCCAGCUUCCCACCGACGACUAA
Messenger RNA from Fusarium keratoplasticum, 1056 nucleotides. RefSeq names its product Carbohydrate esterase family 4. NCBI's taxonomy places the organism in Eukaryota, Fungi, Ascomycota, Sordariomycetes, Hypocreales, Nectriaceae. Gene Ontology annotation, biological process: carbohydrate metabolic process. Gene Ontology annotation, molecular function: hydrolase activity, acting on carbon-nitrogen (but not peptide) bonds; chitin binding. Bases 1 to 1056 code for a protein of 351 amino acids. The transcript has 3 exons. The record is from RefSeq and is a predicted model, not a curated record.